CCGGCGAGAACCUGACUUCUCUCUGAAAUAUACUCCUAUUAAUAUCUCGAAAUAUGUUUUUCACUAAACUUGCGCCUGAUAUAGCCAGAUUUCUGUUAGGAAUAUUUUACUAUCUUCUUCCUCAUAUUGCUUAUCAACCGGAAGUGUCUAAUAAUUUUAAUACUGAAUACGAUUAUAUUGUUGUUGGUGCCGGAUCUGCUGGUUCAGUACUUGCUUCUCGUCUAUCUGAAGAUCCUUGUGUGAAAGUUUUAUUGCUGGAGGCCGGUGGUCAUGUAGGCUCCGUAACAGAAAUACCAGCAGCUGCUUUUCUAGGCCAGAUGACGGAUUAUGACUGGCAGUACUUAUCAGCACCACAGAAAAGAGCCGGAGGUGGAUAUCCAAACAGGCAAUUCCCAAUACCCAGAGGAAAAGGUCUAGGUGGUUCUAGCCUCCUCAACUGCAUGUUAUACGUGAGAGGUAAUAAGAGAGAUUACAAUCAAUGGGCUGAAAAUGGAGCAACAGGCUGGUCAUGGAAAGAUGUCUAUCCAUAUUUUCUGAAAGCAGAAAAUAAUACUUCACCUCAAAUAGCAAACAAUGGCUAUCAUUCAACAAACGGCUACUUAACCGUGGGCACUCCACCAGAAACCAAUACCUUGAAAGAAACUUUUGCAGCGGCAGCUCCAGAAGUGGGUUAUGAAUAUAUAGAUAUUAAUGGAGAGAAACAAGCAGGUUUCGCAAAAGUUCAAGGAACAAUAAGACAAGGCAGGAGAUGUAGCACUGCUAAAGCUUACCUUAUACCUGCCGAGAACAGAGACAAUUUGGAUAUUGUCAACAAAGCUUUUGUUCAAAAGAUUCUUAUUAAUGAAAAUAAAGAGGCUUACGGAGUCCGAUUUGAAAAAGGUGGUAAAGUUUAUGACGUAAGCGCCCGAAAAGAAGUUCUCUUGAGUGGAGGAUCCAUCAAUUCUCCACAGAUUCUCAUGCUUUCAGGAAUUGGACCAAAAGAACAUUUGGAGGAUUUGGGGAUCAAAGUUAUUGCUGAUCUACCAGUUGGUAAUAACUUGCAAGAUCAUGUUGGAAAUGUAAUGCUGAAUUUUGAAGCCAAAAACGCAGAGCCUAUCUUUUUACUGGAGGGUAUCUUGCCUAGCAGUUUAAUAAAAUAUAUACUACAUGGAACAGGCCCAGACACAAGUCUCUCUGGCGUCGAAGGAAUGGCUUUUCUCAAUACUAAGUACAAUGAUCCGAAACUGGAUUGGCCUGACGUAGAAAUUCAUUUAGUUUCUGGUUCACCAGCAACUGAUUAUACUCAAGCCUUCAGAUUAAGCGUUGGAAUGCCUGAUGUGGUAUAUGAUAAAGUAUACAAACCUUACCUUGGAAGGAAUAGUUUCACAUUCUUCCCUGUUCUUCUGAGACCUAAAAGCAGAGGAACUGUUCGACUAAAGUCAGACAAUCCGCAUGAAUAUCCUUUGAUUGAUUUUAAUCUGUUUGAGCACAAAGAAGAUCUCGAUAAAGUGGUUGAUAUUAUGAAGCAAUGCAUAAACCUCGUGACAAAUACAACUGCUUUUAAGAAAAUAGGAGCUGAGAUGUUCACAAUUAAGGUGCCUGGUUGUGAGAAGUACGAAAUUUAUUCUGACGACUACCUCAGAUGCGUCGCCAGUGAUUACCCCUUCAACGUCUAUCAUCCUUCUGGAACUUGCAAAAUGGGCGAUGCCAAUGACGAGACAACUGUUGUGGAUCCCGAAUUAAAGGUAAAGGGCGUCAAAAAUCUUCGUGUAGUGGACGGAUCCAUCAUGCCUACUGUUCCCUCUGGAAAUACGAAUGCUCCCAUCAUCAUGAUAGCUGAAAAGAUGUCUGAUAUGAUUAAAAAUGACAAUCUUGACAGAAAGAACUGCACCAUGGGAGACAAUACCAAAAUAAAGAGGCAUCUAUAGAAAGUAAAAUAACAUUAAGAAGCUAUUUUAUAUUUUUUUUUUUUUAAAAA
Messenger RNA from Argiope bruennichi, 1957 nucleotides. Its product is annotated as oxygen-dependent choline dehydrogenase-like. The record is from RefSeq and is a predicted model, not a curated record. The transcript has 11 exons. Bases 54 to 1907 code for a protein of 617 amino acids. NCBI's taxonomy places the organism in Eukaryota, Metazoa, Arthropoda, Arachnida, Araneae, Araneidae. Gene Ontology annotation, molecular function: oxidoreductase activity, acting on CH-OH group of donors; flavin adenine dinucleotide binding.